AUGAGUGCAAAAAAGUCUCCUGAAGAACUGAAGAGCAUUUUUGCAAAAUACGCAGCCAAAGAAGGUGAUCCAGACCAGCUGUCGAAGGAGGAGUUGAAGCUAUUGAUUCAGACUGAAUUCCCCAGUUUGCUGAAAGGCCCCAGCACCCUAGAUGACCUGUUUCAAGAACUGGACAAGAAUGGAGAUGGAGAAGUUAGUUUUGAAGAAUUCCAGGUGUUAGUCAAGAAGAUAUCCCAGUGA
This is a messenger RNA of Lynx canadensis (Canada lynx), 240 nucleotides long. It is a transcript of the gene S100G, whose product is annotated as S100 calcium binding protein G. Bases 1 to 240 code for a protein of 79 amino acids. Gene Ontology annotation, cellular component: cytoplasm. Gene Ontology annotation, molecular function: transition metal ion binding; calcium ion binding. Lineage: Eukaryota; Metazoa; Chordata; Mammalia; Carnivora; Felidae. The record is from RefSeq and is a predicted model, not a curated record. The transcript is spliced from 2 exons.